Molecule: messenger RNA, 4617 nt
Organism: Pestalotiopsis fici W106-1
Lineage: Eukaryota; Fungi; Ascomycota; Sordariomycetes; Amphisphaeriales; Sporocadaceae
Exons: 4
Coding region: 1-4617 (1538 amino acids)
Molecular function (GO): polygalacturonase activity
Source: RefSeq, a predicted model, not a curated record
AUGACGGCACCGAUCACUCUUUUCCUUACUUUGCUGGCUGCACAAUGGAGUCUUGUGCAAUCAGCUGCAACCUUUCGCAGUUACAAUACGACUGGCUUGAAUGCCACAGAUCUUCCGUAUAACCCACGGCCUGCACCGUCAUAUAUGGUUGACAACCAGCACAACUACUUUAAAACCGCACCCGAUAAGGGCAAGCAGAAUGGCCCUGUCUGGGCUUACUCAGGCAGUCUGGAAAACUACUUGAGCAAUCUUCAGAGCGGCACUAUACUACGCGGCGGCUAUGCCGGGUCUAAUGGUACCAAUUCAACAAACUUUAAGCGCCCUAGUCACAAACGACAGUCUACCUCUGACUUCUGGCUCUCAAGGCUUGGACCCUUGGGCACGCAACCAAAUGCUGGAGGAAACAACUACCAGUUCUUUCGCAAUGUUGUUGAUGACUUUGGUGCCGAUAAUUCGGGAAAGACAGAUACAGCUGAGGCACUCAACGCGGCUUCAGCCAGUUGGAACAAGGACUCAGUUGGUGGCUCGCAGACGCGAUGCGGCGAGAAAUGUGGCAACACAUUUUCGCAGGGCGCCAUUGUUUUCUUCCCGGGAGGCACCUACAAAAUUUGUUCACCCGUGAUUCAAUAUUACUACACACAAUUUAUUGGAGAUCCCAACGACAUGCCCAUUAUUAAAGGCUGCGAUGAAUUCCAGGGCAUUGCUCUCUUUGAUGUGGAUCCCUACAUUCCCGGCGCCUCGGGCCAGCAAUGGUAUAUCAAUCAAAAUCAGUUCUUUCGGCAAAUCCGCAACUUCCACUUUGAUCUCACUGACAUGCCGGAAUCAACUGCCGAGAAUGACCAGGACCUCGUGCCCACGGGGAUUCAUUGGCAGGUGUCUCAGGCCACGUCGCUGCAAAACCUAGUGUUCGACAUGCCCACCACGAGCACCACUACCCACGUAGGUAUCUUUACCGAGAACGGGAGCGGCGGGUUCGUGUCAAAUCUCGAAUUCAAUGGCGGAAACAUUGGUUGGCGCGCUGGCUCUCAGCAGUAUACUGCGCGCAAUUUGGUUUUCAACCAGUGCAACACGGCAGUACAAAUGGUUUGGGACUGGGGCUGGACCUGGCAGCAGAUCACCGUCAACGGCGGGUCCAUUGCCUUUAACAUUUCGGGAGUAGGCGGCGACAGCGGCCAAGGCAUUGGGAGUGUAUCCAUUAUAGACUCUGCCAUCAGCGACGUGAAUAUUGGCGUCUUGACCAACAGUCUCGCCACGUCUCCCAACAUUGUUCUUGACAACACCAAGUUCAAUAGUGUAGCCAACCCGGUCAUGCAGGAAAAGGGCAGCACAAUCCUGUCAGGGAAUUCUGAUCUCUGGGCUACGGGCAUGCGAUAUGAUGGAUCAGAUGGCUCAGCACAGACUGGCAACGUUGACGCUCCUGGAAGGGGCAAGGGCCUGGAUGACUCCAAUGGGCUGCUCUACGUGCGCUCCCGUCCCCAGUAUGAAAAGUUCAGUCCUGAUUCCUUCCUGGUUGCGACCUCGGAUGGCGGGUGCAAGAAUGAUGGCACUGGCGACCAAGCGUCUUGCAUCAAUGGCUUUCUCCGAGACGCUUUGGAUUCUGGCAAGAUUGCCUACUUUCCAGCCGGAGUUUACGCAGUUGGUUCUACAGUCAAUAUUCCAACCGGCUCAGUCGUACAAGGUUCCUUGUGGUCCCAGAUUAUGGGAUCAGGUUUUUACUUUAGCGACAUACAAAACCCCAAAGUCAUGGUACAAGUCGGCAACAAGGGUGAUAUAGGCAAGAUGGAAAUCACCGAAAUGUUAUUCUCGGUGCGUGGUGCUACUGCCGGCGCCGUCCUCAUGGAGUGGAACGUCGCCGCGAUCGAUCAAGGAGCGGCGGCAAUGUGGGACUCGCACUUCCGGGUUGGCGGCGCCCUCGGCACCGAUCUCGACUUGAGCACAUGCCCCAAAUUCAGCCACAACGACGAGUGUAUCGCUGCCUCGCUCAUGUUUCGCGUCACAUCCCAGGCGAAUGGCUAUUUUGAAAAUGUGUGGGCAUGGGUAGCCGAUCAUGACAAUGACAAGUCCAUUUACAAUCAACCCGACUCGAGCUCUACGCAGAUUUCCAUCUUCGGCGCUCGCGGCAUGCUGAUUGAAUCCGAGGGCCCUUCAUGGUUCUUGGGAGGUGGCUCUGAACACUCGCUCCUCUACAACUAUCUCCUCAGCGGCGCCAAGAGCGUGUACAUGGGUCAUUUGCAGACCGAGUCACCUUAUUACCAGCCCAACCCUGGGCCCCCAGCACCGUUCCGGGCGGCUUCGGCGGCGAUAUUCCCCAAUGACCCAGACUUUAGCGAAUGCGAAGUGACAGCCGAAGUGUGGGAUGAUCGCUGCAAUUAUGCCUGGGGCAUGCAGAUUAUUGAUUCGCAAGAUGUCACCAUACACUCUGCUGGAUUAUACAGCUUCUUUAACGAAUAUUAUCAAGACUGCAUACCUACGCAAAAUUGCCAAGAUCGCAUCCUUGAGGUCAGGGGCUCAAGCGGUGUCGUCAUUUACAACUUGUUCAGAGUGGCAACCAUCAACAUAGCUAGUGGUAUCGAUAAUACCAAUGUGCCUCAGGAUGGCAACCAGCGUGGUUUCACCACUGAGGUGAGCGUGUGGGUACCGCUCCCUGGGGAUGAUAAUGUCGACAUUGUGUGGGUCGGCACCGACGUGUGGGCCACGCCAACGGUGACUUGCUCGACCCAAUCUUGCAUGUUGAUCAUUCCAACCUCCUCGUUGGAGUCUACAACCACUAUCCAGCCCAGCGACUACACAACCUCGCUAGAGUAUGGGGGACUAUCAAGCACCACAAUCGGUGGUGUGCCAACCACUGUCUUUGUCACCACUACCACUACCAUCACAAUCUCGGUCCCUUCCAUUGUCACCGAUGGUAUCGGCUACUCAAAUGUUAACAUAUCAUCGUCGGGGGAAAUGCCCAUCACCAUCUAUCCCAGCGUGAGCAUCCCCCCAGUGAUUGUAACAUUGCCAGAUGGGUCGGGCAGCGAGACGACGCGAACAGUUCCUCUACCACCUUGGCCCCAGAUCGACGGGGGUCCCUCCGUCAUCUAUACAGACCCGGGAACCCUACCAGCCGACAGCAGCACGGGCCUCCCGACCAGCACGACAUACUAUACUCCUCUUGGUACCACCAUCACGGUCCCCGGCGCGACAGUGACGACGGUGACAUUUCCAGGCUCAACUGGAGCUAUUACUAUUGGCUGUCCGGCCGAGACGUCCAUUGUGUUUGCCACACCAGCAGUUAUUGUCGCCACAACGUGUACAGAGUCGGCUGAUUUAACCUUGGACUUUGCGUGCCCGAGCACCCGGGUUCUUACCUUUCUCGGAGCCGCUACAGCAGUGGCCACGGUCGACUGCUCCCUAAUUACUGCUUGGACUACAGGUGCAACCUCAACCACCACACCGCUGCCGGUGUUCGCGACCUGGCCAUCCUACGGCCAGAUAGUCCCCGAGGAAGAGGAAAUCGACGAACCCGAGCCUGACGAUGACGGCGUACACGUGCCGUGCACGGCCUGGUUCUUCUUCUUGUGCAUCUCGUGGGACAAUCUCCACGUUCGGUCCUGGCACUGGAUCUUGCCGCCGGGUAUCUACGGGCCGGGACCACCGCCAAUCAACAUCAUCAAACUCCCACCUGGCGUCACAAUCCAGGGAACUCUUCCGCCCUGGCCCAAGAUCACAAUUGGACCGGAUCACCAACUCACCACCGAGUCGGAGCCCGAAUGUGAAACGGAGACGGCCGAGGCCUGCACAACAACCAAUUACGUCUCGGACGGCACAACGGCUUCGUCGACCACGGAGUGUGAGACCAUUACCGGAUGUUCCCUCAGUGUCUCGGACUCGACCACGGCCGUGAUUGGCGACCAGACGGCCGCGCCCGUUGGCACUUGGGGCGAUGAGCAAUGGCCGAUCAUGACGCUGGGCGAGGCCUACACGAGCGCGAUAUACGCGUCCAUUAUGGCGCGUCUGGCUCGCGAGGAGGCCAGUGACGGUGGAACGACGCUGUCGUUUACACCCGGCCCUACUGCAGGGCCGUCAUGCAAAGGAGGGAGCACGGCAUGUGGUGGCACCAUUUGCUCAGGCUACUGGUGUAAUCCGACCCCAACGGGUGCGCCGCCGGGCUACCAAGACCCAAAGGAUCCAAGCUCUGGUGGAUUCUCGGCGUCCACCACAACCAUUGGCGGUUCCACCACGUCGGUUCCUCCCACCGCCUCACCCGUCACGCCGCUGGAGCGAGGUCCCAUCAACUGCUUCAACGAGGCCGACUUCCCUGGCCACGGCGACCUCCAAUCGGGGGACCAGGACGAGUACUCGAACGACUUUAGCAACCUGAGGGGCCAGUUAGACGACGACUCCAUCGGACCCGGCGACGCACCGUAUACCCUGAGGAGAACGGACUCACACGGCAUCAAUUACGACUUUUCUUGCUCGUGGGUAGCCGGAUGCGUCACCGAGGUCGACAGACAGAGCUUCGGAUUCCCGCUCGGCUCGCCUACCUCGAGCCAGAUCACUGCUUACUUGCUGGUUCGGGAGGAUUAUACUAAAUGCUGCAUCCAUCCCGUCUCGGGUCUUUGUGGCAAGGGCUAA